Penicillium robsamsonii is the source of this 1224-nucleotide messenger RNA. Its product is annotated as tryptophan synthase subunit beta. Gene Ontology annotation, cellular component: cytoplasm. The transcript has a single exon. Lineage: Eukaryota; Fungi; Ascomycota; Eurotiomycetes; Eurotiales; Aspergillaceae. Gene Ontology annotation, biological process: L-tryptophan biosynthetic process. Gene Ontology annotation, molecular function: tryptophan synthase activity. The record is from RefSeq and is a predicted model, not a curated record. Bases 1 to 1224 code for a protein of 407 amino acids.
AUGUCAGAUAUGAAUUCUCAUUUCCAGAGCAGCCCCAAUGCUGAAGGGUAUUUUGGUCGGUAUGGUGGCAACCAUUAUCCGGAAGAACUUCGAUCUGCGCUGCUGGAAUUGGCCAGCAGCUAUCAGGAGCUUCACCAAUCGCCAGAAUUCCAGGACGCUCUGAGUAAGGUGCGGGUUGGACUUCAGGGGCGGCCGACCCCAAUACACUACCUCGAACAUAUUUCAAACCAAGUCGGAGGCGCUCAAAUCUUCAUCAAAAGGGAGGAUUUAAACCACACAGGCGCACACAAGAUCAAUCAUUGCGUUGGCUUCGCCCUACUCGCCAAACGAAUGGGUAAGAAGAAACUAAUUGCCGAGACGGGGGCCGGCCAGCAUGGCGUCGCACUGGCAACUGCAGCUGCCUAUUUUGGCCUCGAAUGCGAAGUUCACAUGGGAGAAGUUGAUGUUGGCAAACAGAGCUCGAAUGUUGGUAAGAUGCAGCUACUCGGCGCGCGCGUGGUGUCAGUAGCGACUGGUCAGUCUGCUCUUAAAGAUGCUAGUGAUUCUGCAUUCAACGCGUACGUCGAGCAGCACGAACACGCGCUUUAUGCAAUCGGCUCGGCUAUUGGUCCACACCCUUUCCCAAUGAUUGUUCGCGACUUCCAAGGUGUAGUUGGUCGGGAAGCGCGCGAGCAAUUCGUUUCCAUGAAUGGAAGCCUGCCUGAGCAUGUGGUUGCCUGCGUUGCUGGUGGUUCCAAUGCGAUGGGAAUAUACACGGGCUUUAUCGAUGAACCGGCCGUUGUUUUACAUGCGGUGGAGGCUCUUGGUACGUCUGAUGAGCCAGGCCAACAAGGCCAGCAUGCGGCAACGCUAUCAUAUGGACGACUGGGCACAUUGCAUGGCGCUCGAUCGAUUGUGAUUCAGAAAGAUGACGGUACACCUGCCAGUGUCUCAUCCGUAGCAUCAGGGCUAGCAUACCCUGGCGUUGGCCCGGAGAUUGCGAUGCUUCAUGAAGCCGGCCGGCUAUUUAUCGCAGGAGCUUCAGACAAGGAAGCUGUCAAUGCAUUCUUCCGGAUGUCAAAGUUCGAGGGUAUAAUUCCUGCGUUGGAAAGCGCACAUGCAUUAGCCUUUGCGAUCCGAUUGGCGUCACAGCGCCCUCCAUCCGAACGGAUACUAGUCAAUCUCUCAGGGCGCGGCGACAAGGACGUUGAUUAUGUGCUUGAGAACUAUACCUCGGCAGGCUAG